Molecule: messenger RNA, 3994 nt
Organism: Coregonus clupeaformis (lake whitefish)
Lineage: Eukaryota; Metazoa; Chordata; Actinopteri; Salmoniformes; Salmonidae
Product: AT-hook DNA-binding motif-containing protein 1-like
Exons: 4
Coding region: 218-3994 (1258 amino acids)
Source: RefSeq, a predicted model, not a curated record
GGUACAGCAGAGGGUCACAGUGGAACCCAGCGCUGAGGCUGGAGCUCAGGGGACCCUUGACCUUUUACCCUCGCCCUCGCCCCCCUCCCUGGCGAAUGGGCUUCACCUGCACAGGAGGCCUGGCCUUGGAACACGCAGACGCUGGCAGACAGAGACACACACCGAGACACACACCGAUGCUUUGACACACACACCCGGACAGACAGAAGUCAUAGACAUGCAGAUUUACACGGAUCUCCAAAUGCACACACCUGUGGAGACACGCAUGGACACUCACACACGCAUGGACACUCACACACACAUGGACGCUCACACACACACGGACUCUGCCGGUCCAGAGCAUCCCAGAACUGAUUCAUCAUCAGAGAUUCACACCAGGUCAUCUCAGCGACAGGUCCUCCUGCCUGUCAAUCAUCCAGCCUGCACCAAUCAGCAAGUUGCUUCCUCUCCCUGCAGCCCGCCUACUCCACACUCUGCAAUCAGAGACAGGCCCCCGGCCAUUAGCCCUGCCCAUAUUGGACCAACACCUCUAGAUCUCUCUAAACCCUCAAGAGCUAUUGGCCCAAAUCCUCCAGGCACUUCUUCUGUUGGUCCAUUCUGUCCAGACCCUUCUACUAUUGGCCCGGACCCUGUAGAACCCUCCCCUGUACCUGUUGAAGGUGAGAGGAAGUAUGCGCUUCGUAGCUCCGGUCGACCUCGCUUCCCCUGCCAGCUACGCAAGUCCUCCCGCAUCCGCCGAUCCACCGAGGAUGGAGAGAGGAGGGGAGGGAGGGAGAGCGAGAGGGAGGAGGAGGAGGAAGAGGAGGAGGAGAAAGAGAGGGUGAGUGUACAUGUGAAGGUAGAGCGGCCCACCGUGGAGGAGUGUUUACCUGCAACCUACAAGCCUGUAGACUCAGCUUUACCUGUAGCACCACGCCCCUCACCACGCCCCUCACCACGCCCCUCACCACGCCCCACCUCUCACUCCGCCCCCCGGCCAGCGCCUAAACCCAGAACUUCAACCAGACCCCAACCCAGACCUUCAACCAACGACGCCAAACCUAAAGCCCAACCCAGACCAUCGAUGAAAGCCUCGCCGAAAUCCUCGCCCAGACCAGCGAGCAAUCCUUCGUCUCGUCCAUCGACCAAUACCGUGCCCCGGCCGGCAGUGAAGAAGGAGGUGCCUGAUGAUCUAGCUCCUCCCACUAAACAGAAACGGCGGUUCGUUGGUGUGAGGCGUAUUGUGGUGAAGGUGGCUCGUAUCCCGGUCAACCUCAGCAAACGUCAGAAGAGCUACAAGAUUUCCUCCAUGGAGACCGUUGUCGGGCCGGAGAGGGGCGGGGCCAGUGGCGAGGGGGGGUUGGAAGGAGCAGAGGGGGGGACAGCGGUGGUCCGAGAGCCGACUGCGCUCCUUCGCAUGAAGAACAACGGGAAGAGUGUGAUGGUCAUGUUCCCGCCUGGAGAACUUCCGGUGAUCCUGAAACGCCGACGAGGCCGACCUCCCAAACAGGUUGUACCGGGAAUGCCAGAUAAAACAGGUGGGAAUUCCACCGCUGCCAGUGGGAACGGCGAGCCCAAGAAACCUCGUCGGCGCCGGCAGGCCAAGCUCCCAUCUCCGCAACCGUCGUAUGUGAAUGACACCAAUGACGUCAAGACAGAGUACGGAGACGUUCUGUCCAAACUGGCGUUCCUAAACCACCAACCGCCUGCCACCGGCCGCUGUUCCCCACCACGCUGCUGGACACCCAGCGAACCGGAUAGCUUUCACACGCCGUCCGACAACCCUGGGAUCUCAGCCCUGCUCCACCGACUCACAGGGUUCAGACGCAGGGGAGGCAGGGGGGGUGGCGUGGGGGGCAGAGGAGGAGGAGCAGGGGGAGGAGCAGGGGGGGCCGGGGGUGAGGGCUUCAAGAGCUCCUUCAGCGACUUUUUCGAGACGAUCGGGAAGAAAAGGAAAGUGACCCCUGCUCUGUCGGAACCAGGGUUACCCAAGAAACGAGGGAAGGGUGGGGGAGGCAGGGGAGGAGGGGCUGCAGGGGGGGAGAUGGGGGUUGGGGGUGAGGGGUGGAUGCCGGUGAGAAAACGACGCUCGCGCAAGAAUGGGGUUCUGAAGGGGGAGGCAGGGGGGCAGCUGGAGCAAGACUGGUCUAAUGGGGGAGGUGUCUGGGGGGAGGAGGGGGGAGGGGAGAGGGAGAGAGGGCCGAGGGGGUACCAGGCCUGUGGCUCACUGAGGGGGGGCUUCCUGUCCUGUGAGGGGGGGGGAGGAGGUGCGUACAGCAGCCCUGGGGGCAGCAGAGGAGGUGGAGGUGGGGAGGAAGUGCAGGGUUUGUUUGCUGGAUAUUUCCGCUCCCUGCUCGACUCAGACGACUCCUCCGACCUCCUGGACAUCUCCUCCUCUCGCCCUGACCCCAGGAAACCUCCUCCCACCCCGGGCUACGACUCCUCCAGCACUGCCCCCGGCCCAGGCUCUCGCUGGUCCCCACCCUUCCCCAAGCGCAGCCCCAAAGGAGAGCCAAGGGAGAACCAAACCCAGGCCUCUUCGUCCUCCUCUUCCAGACCUCCUUACAGCUACUACCUUUCCCAGAACUCCCCCACCACUUCCUCCUUCCCCAAGUCCACCCCUCCCUCCCGAUCUCUGACCCACUCCCCCAGUUCCCCCCAUCCCUCCUCCUACGGUCAGUACCCGUCCGGCUAUUCCUCCUCCUCUCCUGCGGGGGGCAGCGCAGCACCACAGAGACCCACAGACUGCAGCUUUGCUUCCUAUGGGGCAGCAGGGCUGGAUAAGGCCUCCACAGCCCCCCCUGUGUGCCAGGGUCAGAUGGGCUAUUCCAACUUUUCCAAGCAGGGAUAUGGGGGCUACCCUGGGCAGGUUGGACCAUCCUCUCCAGGUGGAGGGGGGUAUAUGGCCAUGGCCAAGAAUAGCCCCGUCCCCUCCUCAUCUUCUCCAGAGGGAUACAGACACUGCCCCUCCAACCAGUGGAACUACAGGCAGGGCUACAGUGGCUGGGCGUGGGACAGUCUGGGUCAUCAUUACCCAGGAGGCUACAGUGACUACGUCACCCCAGGCCCCAGCGAGCCCAAAGACAUCCUAGACAUCUCCAACUACACCCCCCAAAAGGCCAAGCGACAACACUUCCUCGAGAGCCUAUCAGAGUCCUCCUCUGACUCAUCCCACCUAGGGAUCACCGGGUCAGGAGGCGGGGUCAGUACCGGAGGUGGGGGCGGAGGCUCGGGUUCAGGUUCCGGAGGUGGGGCUUACAGGCAGGGUGGAGGCAGGGAGUCUCUUCCUAUUGGUGGAGAGGGAGGUCAAGGCCAGUCCAGCCUAUCAAGUCUGGAGAAGCUGAUGAUGGACUGGCAUGAGAGCGCCUCAGGCCCCUCCUACAACUGGAGCCAGAACGUUCUCUUCCAGGGGCAGGGGAAGCCCGGCCGGGGACGCAGGAAACGUAAUGCUGCUGAACCCCAAAUGGAAAAGGAGGGGGGUGGCGGACCAGGAACCACCCCAGACUCUCCCACCAGCCCCCCAGCCCAGACCCAGUCCCACACCCCAACCCAGGGCUCUGUUGCCAAACGCAGUGGGAUAGGGGGGCGGCAGGCCAGGGGGGCGAGGGGAGGCAGGGGAAGGCUGUCCCCGUCCCCUAGAGAAUGCCCCCCAUGGGGGAAGAAGGGUAAGGCUGCUGGGGGUGGGGAUGGAGGUGGAGGUGGAGGGGGUGCAGGAGGAGGAGGGUUCCAGGAAGGCCUUGACUACUACAGUGGAGACAGCAGCAGCCUCUCCCCCCUCCCUACCCCCGCUCUACACCUUGGCUACCCCCCCGAGCCCUGUGAGUACCCCUCCCCAUCUCCUUACUCCGCCCACCCCUCCACCCCGUCCUCAGAGGAGCGUUACCCAGCCCUCGUCCCAGCCCUACCACCCCCCUCUCACCCCUGCUCUUCCCCCCUCCUCCUUCUCCCCGUCCUGCUCCCAAUCGCCACGGUUACCGCCCCACUGUGGAACAGCGCUGAGCCCGCCCUAUCGUAA